Molecule: messenger RNA, 2281 nt
Organism: Perca fluviatilis (European perch)
Lineage: Eukaryota; Metazoa; Chordata; Actinopteri; Perciformes; Percidae
Gene: rft1
Product: RFT1 homolog
Exons: 10
Coding region: 251-1876 (541 amino acids)
Biological process (GO): dolichol-linked oligosaccharide biosynthetic process; glycolipid translocation
Cellular component (GO): endoplasmic reticulum membrane
Source: RefSeq, a predicted model, not a curated record
CGUAACGUGUUUCCGUACAAUGUGUACGGAAGUCUUACUGCUACUUCAAUGGCUACUUCUCCUAGCUUUGCUGCUUGACAAUCUCACACUUUUACAUGAGCAAUAAGGCGCUAUUGUUAUCGGGUUUCAGGCAGCAACCCUGAGGGUUUUACAGUAUGACUCUAUAAUGAAUUUCCUUAAUAGAAAGCAGCGGAAACGUUGUCAAAUUCACGCUUGACCAAGAUUUCCAACGAGUCAGAGGAAGUCCAAAAUGAGUACUCAGGAUGUACUGAAGAAUGCAUCUACUCUAGCAUCGUACAAUGUGUUGCUACAGGUGAUGUUCCGUGUCCUCACCUUUUUGUUGAACGCUUUCACACUUCGGUUUGUGUCCAAGGAGCUGAUUGGUGUUGUCAAUGUCAGGCUUACACUGCUGUACUCCACAUUAGUGUUUUUAUCCAGAGAAGCUUUCCGGAGAGCCUGUCUUAGCGGGGUAUCUGGGACGAACCACAGCUGGAGACAAGUUAUCAACCUGCUAUGGCUGACGUUGCCUCUGGGUGUGUUAUGGGCAGCCCUGCUGGUCUGUGUGUGGCUGUGGCUCCUGGAGGUCCCAGACCCCCUGACUGUCCCUUACUAUGGCCCUGCUGUAGUGUUGUUUGCUUUGUCAGGAGUGCAGGAGCUCCUGGCUGAGCCCCUCUGGGUCCUGGCUCAAGCUCACAUGUUUGUCCGACUGAAGGUGGUCGCUGAGAGCUUAGCAAUGAUUGCCAAGUGCAGUAUGACAGUGGUGCUGGUGGUGUUCGCCUGUGAAUGGGGCCUUUACAUCUUCUCUGCUGCUCAUUUGGUGUACACAGGAUUCCUGGUGCUGUGCUACGCUGUUUACUUCAUUCGUUUCUUGGGCUCUCAAGAGGCAGCCAAGAAGGGUUUUCCUCUGCACCGUGUUGGCGAUCUCUUGCCCUGUAGAGCUGAUGGAGAGCCGCUGGUUGACUGGACUCUGGCCCGGCUCACAUGGAGCUUCUUCAAGCAGUCCUUCCUGAAGCAGAUCCUGACAGAGGGUGAGCGGUACGUCAUGACCUUCUUGAACGUCCUCAGCUUUGGAGACCAGGGAGUUUAUGAUAUUGUCAAUAAUCUGGGCUCCAUGGUGGCUCGCUUCAUCUUCUUGCCCAUCGAGGAAAGCUUCUAUAUCUUCUUUGCAAAAGUGCUGGAGCGAGGGCGUGAUGUCAAAAGUCAGAAACAGGAAGAUGUUGCCAUUGCAGCAGAGGUCCUAGAGUGUCUGCUGAAACUGGUGCUGGUGGUUGGUCUGAUUAUCUCAGUGUUUGGCUACGCCUACUCUUACUUGGCUCUGGACAUUUAUGGCGGCUCUCUACUUAGCAGUGGGGCAGGACCCACUUUGCUGCGAUGCUACAGCUGCUAUGUUCUCUUGCUUGCUGUAAAUGGUGUAACCGAGUGCUUUGUAUUUGCUGCCAUGAGCCAAAAAGAGGUUGACAGGUAUAACUUGGUGAUGCUGGCUCUGUCUUUGUCUUUCCUGUUCCUGUCCUACAUGCUGACGUGGUGGGCUGGUGGUGUGGGCUUCAUACUGGCAAACUGCCUUAACAUGGGCCUCCGCAUUUUGCACAGCCUGCUUUACAUACGCCGCUACUUCCAGUCCAGUCAAUGGAAACCUCUGCGAGGCCUGUUGCCCUCCCCACUCCUACUACUGGCACUUGCUGUCAGUGCCGUUGUCACAGCGCUGUCUGAGGGUGUGUUCUGCUGUGACAGCGGCUGGUUGCUAAGGCUGGUCCAUAUCGCCGUAGGAGCAGCAUGUCUGCUCGGUGUGUUUGUGGCUGUUCUUCUCACAGAGACUCAGCUUAUUCAGUUUGUGAGAACUCAGCUCAUGCCCCAAUACAGAAAGAAACACACUUGAAUUGUACUGGAAAUUGCCAUAUUGGACUGGAAGAAAGCUCUACUACAAAAAGUUCUAACAAGAGCUGCUGACUGACAGUUACUGUGUGAAAACGAGGGAACAACUUUUUUAAAUUAACCGUGUGUGUGUGUGUGUGUGUGUGUGUGUGUGUGUGUGUGUGUGUGUGUGUGUGUGUGUGUGUGUGUGUGUGUGUGUGUGUGUGUGUGUGUGUGUGUGUGUGUGUGUGUGUGUGUGUGGCUGAUGUGUUUUCACUGGAUCAUUCCUGUGUUGGCUCAUAUAAGUAUGAACAAACAUGUCAUGAUUGUUUUGGGAUCCGAUAAAGAAAUAAAUGUAUUUUUAAGAAACGGAUGAAUUUGUUACAGGACAAUAGAUUGUCCUACACAGUAAAGCAAGACUACUAAUUCA